Molecule: messenger RNA, 1142 nt
Organism: Miniopterus natalensis
Lineage: Eukaryota; Metazoa; Chordata; Mammalia; Chiroptera; Miniopteridae
Source: RefSeq, a predicted model, not a curated record
CCACGGAGGGUGAGAAUGGAGCCGCGCGGACUUCUCCGUGUAACCUGCCCCUCUCUCCCACCCACCAGGCCUCAGCCACCUUCCGGAUGCUGGUGCUGCCGGCCCCCUGUCCCCAGCCCCCAGCGCUGCCCUCCGCUGAGGCCAUGGAGGACCCUCCCCCUCGGACUGGCCUGUCCCCAGAACCCAGACCUUCCUCCUCCGCAGGAUCUCCCCGGAGCUCGUCCCCUCCGAGGUCCAACCACUACCUGCUCAUUGACACCCAGGGCGUCCCCUACACUGUGCUGGCGGACGGGGGGGCUCAGGGGCAGCCCGGGGCCAACGGGGCUUCGGCUCAGAAAAAGUGCUACAGCUGUCCCGUGUGCUCCCGGGUCUUCGAGUACAUGUCUUACCUGCAGCGACACAGUAUCACCCACUCGGAGGUGAAGCCCUUUGAGUGUGACACCUGUGGGAAGGCAUUCAAGCGUGCCAGCCACCUGGCAAGGCACCAUUCCAUUCACCGGGCAGGUGGUGGGCGGCCCCACGGCUGCCCGCUCUGCCCUCGCCGAUUCCGAGAGGCGGGCGAGCUGGCCCAGCACAGCCGGGUUCACUCUGGGGAGCGCCCGUUCCAGUGCCCGCAUUGCCCGCGUCGGUUUAUGGAGCAGAGCACGCUGCAGAAGCACACCCGGUGGAAGCAUCCGUGAGCUGGGGUUGCAGGGCACCCCUGGCACCUUGGGAUCUGGGGGAGCCUGGACUCCUGUCGUCCUCAGACACCCAGGGAGCACCCGAGGCUGAGUUUCGGGGCCCUGGACACAUAGACCCACCUGUUGUGGAGGCCAAGCCCUGGGAAAGGAGGAGCUCAGGAGUAAUCUUCCGUCUGGUGUUUUGGAGACAAGAUGGGAACAAGACCUCACAUUCACAGAAUGGAGUCCUCUAGCCUCAGCGACAUCAGCUAUUCCAGGCUGAGCCCUGACCAGGGGGGCUGUAGGGGAGACCACUGGAUGUGGAAAUUCUCUGCCUAAAAGUAUAGUUGGGGGCCACUGGGAACCUGCACCAUCUUCCCAAGGCCUCCAUACUAAUGUUGGGGGUAGAGGCUCCAGACUUGCCCCCCACCCCCUAGCCAGGGACUAAGUGUAGAUGCCCAAUAAACCCGUUUUCCACUUUGA